Paramuricea clavata is the source of this 14605-nucleotide messenger RNA. The record is from the annotation of a GenBank genome assembly. NCBI's taxonomy places the organism in Eukaryota, Metazoa, Cnidaria, Anthozoa, Malacalcyonacea, Plexauridae.
AUGUAUACACCAAAUCGACAUACGGUAAGCGCAGCGUUCUUAAAACAUAUAUAUGUAUCAAUUUAGUAUGUUCGCGAACAUCGCUGCACGAUAUCGAAUGCGGCUUUUGUCGCUACUUCGACGCGAGGUGUAUUUAAUACGAUGUCCUUUCGUUCUUAGACGCCUCAUACGCCUUCUGGUCAGCCGUUCAAAUUCACAGUCACCGAAUCCUGUGAUCGUAUAAAGGAAGAAUUCAAUUUCUUACAGGCCCAAUACCACAGGUAAUAAAGGAGUGUUUCAAAAUCUCGAGCGCAAUACUUUUGGGCUUCUAUUAUAGUCGUCUUCGUUACUUGUAAUUUAUGAAUAUGUCAGCGCUCGACAGCCUCGACUUGCUAAUGGCAUAAAGGUAUUUUUCAAUUGGUAACAAGGAAUGUAAUAGCCCGUCGUAAUGGAAUAUAGGAAUAAACAUUUACGUGUUUUAAUAUAUAUACCUCGUAGGCUCGCUGUAGAUUUCCCUUCCCAAACUGUCCUAAAAGCAGGAGUAAAUUUUAGAGCUUGAUAUAUAGUUUGUAUCUACAGUCUUGGAUUUUAAACAUAUUCGAUUUUCUACGGUAAUUCUAUAGAACAACUCAAAACGUUCGACGGAACACAUUAAACAUUCGAAAGAACGCCCUCAUUCCCUUAAAAGUUCGAUCGAAUACUUUAUUCUAAAAACAUUUCGAAUCUUUAUGCCUUUGAUCAUUUGCGACUAGCUUUUUAUUACCUAAAUCUUUGUUAUAUUAAGGUAGUGGUUCUUGAAAUAUAUGUUUAUAUAAUUUUAUAGUCCUAUUCAUCUAUUGAAAUAAAUCGCAUGACAGGGCAUCUUCGUCUAUCAGCUAGCUAUUCUCGUGCUUAUAACUGCAUUUUACAUGUCAACUCUCACUUAAUGAAUCGAGACCUUUUAAUACGCCUAAGUCAUCCAAAUGCCACAUCAGAGGCAAAUUAAGCGAAUUUAUAUGCUUUGAACUCCCUAAGUCUUAAAUUCUUGUGGCUUGUCUGUCUGAAUAUGUAUUGAUUACGUGAAUGUCUUUGUUGCUUUCAUUCUGCGUGUGUCGGUUAGCUCUCUCAGUGCGACGCCCUAUGAAAUUAAUCCUAUCAGCCGCUUUUCAUCACCGUAUUUAUGUAUGCGUGUAUCCUUGUUUAGUUUAAAACUGGAGUGUGAAAAAUUGGCGAACGAAAAGACUGAAAUGCAGCGACAUUAUGUGAUGGUAAGUUGAUUUUGGGUUUAGCUUACAUUCCUAGUGCGCUAUCGCGAUUCAGCGUGAAACUUUUCCCAUACAAAGACCUUAGCAAUAAUACACAUCAACAAACGCAUACUAUAGAGCAAAUAACCCGAACCGAGCUCCCCCAAGAGAUAAUAGCAUUGUCGUAUACUUAAAACGCAGUGAUGUGUUUCAUAUAUUGUGUACGUUAUUUUUCAUUAACACUUGGCUUGUCCAUUGACCUCCUUACGCAAAUAGCUGGUUAGCACUAUGCUAUGGCGCCGAAAAUAUCCCAAACGUUGUUUUGUUUUGAAAUUCACUGGUGAAAACACAUUUUGUUGCAGUUGUAUGCCGCGGUUAUUUAUAACUUUCCCCGAUAAUAUUAGGUUUGUGGCUACGGUGGUGCGGUUUCUGUGUUUUGUGUGAAUUGAGUCGCUAGGCAUAUGUCGUCCGAGGUGUAAAGCCGCAUUAUUGUUUGUCUUAAUCUGCGUUUUUCCCAUGUUUAGUAUUACGAAAUGUCCUACGGUUUGAACGUCGAGAUGCAUAAACAAGUAUGUAUAAUAUAAUUUGCCUACAGUAUAUCUUUGUCCAUUCCAUUUGCUUAUUCAUAUAUCAUAUGAUUGUUAUUAUUUCAAAUGCAUGGCACGUUAAUGAUGCGGCAAACAUAUAAUGAAUGUUUUGUGCUUUGUUGUUUUUGAGAGGAAAAAGCCAUUUCCGCUUAAAAUGACCCGUCAAUGGAUCAAUAUUGCCUCGCGGUUGUUAACGAUCGAUGAAUUUCGUAAUUUCAAUUUAAUGUUCCGUUCGAACGUUCGAAAUCGGUUCCAUCAGUUAAUCAGAAACAUUCGAAAAUGUCACAAUCUCCCAUGGAAUGGUGCAAAUUUGUAGCAAAACAGUUCCUUUUUUGUUCCUACCGACUUUGGUGGUCGCGCACUCGAUGACAGAAGUGUUUUGUCGUAUAUUCGACUUAUCAGCUCUCAAAAGAAGCCCUCUUAAAAUAUUUGGUUACCAAGAGCUGUACAGAUAAUUAUUUUUGUGUAUGUGAAAGAUGUAUUUAUUAAGCAUAUUGAUCACGUAGAACCAUAGUGAGACUCCGAGAUUCGAACCCUUUGGCCUUGACUUUUGGCGCUAUUUUCGAUGUUUUUUCAUAACACGUAGGCUGUGUAGUGUGUGUGUGUGUGCUUAGUUGAGUUAGUGUUAGUUUAUCGUUGACAGAGGCAAAGCUUCGAGUGUUUGCUUAAGAAUGAUGUUGUUUUUAUGCCUUAAUGAAUAGGCAGCGAAAUCUUGUGUAAAUUUUAAUAAUACACAGACGCUUUCACAAUACAGGCUUCUUUCAAUGCCAAUACCGAAUUCAGUUCUCCCUCUCACAGGUACAAGUGGAUAAGUACAUCUCAUUCACAUGUAAAUUUUUUGGCUUGAUGACUUUAUCAACACACGGUUCGAGCUGUCUGAAAAUUGCGGUUAUCUUGCGCGCAAGCUUUUGCAAAUGCGUUUCUCUUAGAUAUUGUAAAUGAAGACGCGUGAAAAUUAGUUGCUUUCAAUCUAGACCCAGUUUAUUCAUAGCUCAUGAAGUCAUUAAAUAUAAUAGCCUGUCAUUUAGACCAUUUUUGACCAACAAGGGCCCUUGUGUGUUGUGCUCUUUACAUGGCUUCGCUAACAUAGAAUGUUUAUUCAUCCUUAUUGCGGGCAGACAUAACUCACAUAAGGAAUUAUCUGAUUUUCCGCCUUGCGUGGCGUGGUGCUUAUUUAAAUUUCGUUGCGAUAAUAUUUAGGCUUCAACUACAUGUGGAGGAUAUGCAGGACAUAUAUAUAAAUUAUAUAAAUGAAAUUUUAAAAAUGGGCUUCAGUAUGUGUUUGGGCAUGAUGGUCUGAUGCAGGUCAACUUCAGAACUCUUGACACUUAUGGAAACUCUCGCAAUUGUAUUUAUUUGCCUCCAAACUACUACAUAUGAUGAAAAUUUUCCCACUCUGAUAACCGCUGGUUGACCACUGCUGGCAAAUAUAAAAACAACGAUAAAAUGUUUCCAAAAAUGUAUCGUCGCAAUUAUCUACGGAUGACGCAUGACUAUUGCUUUCCUUUUAUUUAUUUUAUUAUCUCAAUGCAAGGCGACGAGUGAUGAGUGAAAUUAUAUUAGCCAAGUUCCUCACACCUUUGGCGUUGUGUUUAGACCUGUCGUCAGUUCCAUGCGAAUGUUUUCAUUUGCAAGACCUCCGGCCUAGGUUUGCCGCCUUGCCUGUUGUUAUUACACACCAUAGCUGGGUGUUAUUAAUAUAUAUUACACAGUCUCAAAUACUCAAGGUGGCUGGGUGUUUAGUAAUUGAGUGCUGGGAUGGCACAGUAUAAAAACUGGACUGGAUUAUGGAUGCAGAACUAUGCUUAAAUCUUCUUGGAUUCUGUCAUUCUCUAUCUCUUGUAUGUCCAGCAUCAGUUCCUUGAUAUUCAGAUAUUCUUUUGUACAGUCUUCUCUUCGUAUGAAAUGCUUCAUCUCCAUACCAUCUCCACAUAUUCUGGCACUGACUUUCCUUCAUCUUUUCUUACUACCUGUAUAUACGUACCUGCCAUACUGUCUCAGCUUUGCACAACAUCUUCUGAUCUCUUCAUUCCAUAAUGUAUCUGAACAGCUCUCCUUCAUCUCUUCUUAUUACAUGUUCAUACCAUCUCAACCUUGCUUCCCUCACCUUCUCUGCAAUGUCUACCACCCCACAUCUUUUGAUCCUUUAUUCCACAACGUCUCUGACCAGCUAUCCUUGAUCUCUUCUUAUUACGUGUCCAUAGCAUCCUAGUCUUGCUUCCCUCACCUUCUCUGCAAUGUCUACCACCCCACAUCUUCUGAUCUCUUCAUUCCAUAAUGUCUCUGACCAGCUCUCCUUCAUCUCUUCUAAUUACGUGUCCAUAGCAUCCCAGUCUUGCUUCCCUAACCUUCUUUGUAAUGUCUACCACCCCACAUCUUUUGAUCCUUUAUUCCACAACGUCUCUGACCAGCUCUCCUUCAUCUCUUAUUACGUGUCCAUAGCAUCCUAGUCUUGCUUCCCUCACCUUCUCUGUAAUGUUUACCACCCCACAUCUUUUGAUCCUUUAUUCCACAACGUCUCUGACCAGCUCUCAUUAAUCUCUUCUUUUAUUACAUGUCCAUGUAAUCUCAGUUGUGCUUCCCUCACCUUCUCUGCAAUUUCUACCAUCGCGCAUCUUCUUUUCAUCUCUUCAUUCCAUACUGUCUCUGUGAUCAACUCUCCUUCAUCUUAUUUCAUGUCCAUAUCAUCUCAGCCUUGCUUCUAAGCCUCACCUUCUCUGUAAUGUCUCCACCACUCCACAUAAUCUUUUGAUCUCUUCAUUCCAUCAUGUCUCUGACCAACCCUUCUAAACCAUUCGUCUUUUAUUAAACACAUCACCGCGUAACCAUCCACAUAUAUAAAUAUAGCGAUGACAGAUUAAUCUUAUAUUUGACACGGAAUUGAUUAUCCCUUAGGGUAGUACACGAGUAAUAUCGGUCAUAUUUAUGAACCAUAGAGACUAUAAUCCAGGCCUUAAAUCCAGUCCCAAGAGCAGACAAGAGUCCUGGAUUUACAACAUGCCUUCCUAGGAAAAGUAUUCUUCUAAGGUUUAUAUUAAGUGGAUUAGAGAGACAUUAAGUCUUGUAUUGAAACAUCUUAUCAAACACUGCAGGUCUGAUCUUUGGAGGAUAUACCCAAAUAACUGAUGAUAGAUUGAUCCUGGGUGUAGCUUGUGGUUUUCCUCUCCUAAUUGAGCGUAUAAUCAUGCCAGAAAAUUUUCUAAGUCUAGUUUCCUCUAAUCAACUUUCAAGAGAACAAAAUCUGCCUUUACUCAGAGUUUAAGGAGGUUACAGCAAACGUAUUUUGGGUGUUGAUUGCACAGUGCAUGUCGUACUGCCUUUUACCCUGUGACUUGGGUGUGAUUCCUGCCUACAGUAUACAGUUUCAUUCAAGUUGCAUGUGUGAAGAGGGUCUUUCCAGUUUGACCGUACCAAACACGACCCGUUUUCUUCUGGUACUCAAUUUACUGCGUGACAAAGAAAUAUCUUCCUCGUUUAUCUGUACGCAUCAAAAGUGAUAAGGGCCUUAAAAAGGAAAAAUGUAAGAUAUCUAAUUUGGCUGUAUAUGGAUUGAUAAGCGCAAUACACAAGAUAGCGUUGGAAUGAGGUUUAAGAGGAUUGCGUCAAUAGGCUCCUAAAAUACUGAACAGCUUAUUAUCAUUUACUCUUUGUUAUAACGCACUUUAUUAACCUUGAAAUCUGAGGGUCUCAUAUCUUGUCUUUUAUUACCCUGUCACUCAACGAUAUUUAAGCCAAGUUUCACUGACAAACCUUCAGGAAUUCCGUUCUCUUGAGACAUGAUACGAUUGAGAAACAUUGAUAAAGACGUGGCAAGAUGCCAAAUGAAACAAAUUAGCUAGCUAUAAUAAGAAACAUCAACCGCAUUUUGUUGCUAUCAGCAAUAUUGAAGAUGGUCCAAUGGAGAUUCUGUCUUCACCUUCUAGAACUGUUUUAAAUACGCCAGCCGGGCCAGUCCUUGCCUUGGAAGGAGUUAAUGUAGAAACGUAGUAAUGUUAUAAAUUACGGCAACCACUGAGUAUUUUGAUAAAAUACAACACGAUAGAUACUCCGAAAAUUGAAAGCAUUUUGAAUAUUUAUUUCGACUUUUCGACUAAACUAUAGUCAUCAAAAAAAUAAAAAUUAAAAAAUAAAUAUUCAAAAUGCUUUCAAUUUUCGGAGUAUCUAUUGUUUUGUAUUUUAGUAUUGUUAUUUAUAAGUACUAUUCGCUCAAUUACUACUUCAUGCGUUAGACAAUGCCUGGUCGCCUUUAUAUCGGUGGCAAAUAGACACAUUUUGACCAACGUGGUGUCCCAAAAAAACCCAAAACUAUUGAAAUGACGUAUUAGAAUUUGAAUGCCUCAGCACUCCGCUGAUCCCAUAAGUGCAUAAAAGCUUGACAUAAGUAAAUUUGAUGCAUAAAGAAACUGUUUAAGAAGCUGCUUUAAAUUCCCAAUUCUUGAGCAGAAAUUCGCGCGCUUUACAAAGAUUUACAGGGUGUCCCAAAAAAACCCAAAACUAUUGAAAUAAUAAAUUGUUAGAAUUUGAAUGCCUCAGCACUCUGUUGGACCCACAAGUGCACAAAAGCUCGACAUAAUUACAUUUUAUAUACAUAAAGAAACUGUUUUAAGAUGCUGCUGUAAAUUUCCAAGAGCAGAAAAUUGCGCACUUUACAAAGAUAUUUUAAUUUCUUAAUAAGUCAAUAUUUAUAAUAUAUGCAUCCUGUCAAUUUUAGGCAUCUUUGCGUUCACCUUUGUGCUAGGGCAUUCAAAUUCUAACAAUACGUUAUUUCGAUAGUUUUGGGGGACACCCUGUAUGCUUCUGUAGAAUAGAACAAUAGUAACUAGGCUUGUGAGUUAUCUACACUUGUGAAUAGACCUAGAUGAUUUGAUCUAGACAAGUCUGGACAAAAAAUUCACCGCUUGAAAGAGCAUCGCAAAAUUAGUAAUAUUCCGAAGUUUCGUUGCGAAAUGUUAUAAAAUGCGAAUAAUAUAGCCUUGCGAAGUUUGCCGUUUUUCAGUCAUUUUGUAUUACAAACGGGAAAUUGAUAAUCAGUUUGAUCAAACUGAUUAUCAAUUUCCCAUUUGUAAUACAAAAUGACUGAAAAACGGCAAACUUCGCAAGUCUAUAUUAUCCGCAUUUUACAACAUUUCGUAACGAAACGUCGGAAUAUUACUAAUUUUGUGAUGCUCUUUCAAGCCGUGAUGAAAUUUUUGUCCAGACUUGUCUAGAUCAAAAUUUCACUCGUAGGGGGAAAGGUCUAUUGGGUAGACGCGAUGUGCAGGUAGAAUAGAACCAAGGUAACUAAGCAUUAGAAUUAUGUAUAAGAGUUACUCAUUCGUGUAGAUAAUUGUAAAACUUAGUUACCUUGGCUUGGUUCUAUACUUCUGUAAACUAGAACAAUGAUAACGAGGUAUGAGUACCAGAAAACGCGUAUUUCCAAGAGGUUAAUUCAUUGGCUCCCUCCUCCCCCCUAUCUUGAAAUCUGGAUUAUUCUACUAAUGUGUUAGUAAUCUUACUACAAAGAAUUCACUUCGCAUGUGAAAAAAAUUGCUAAUACGAAUUCUGUAAAUAAACUUGUCAUCAAAAGGAAUAUUUGAAAGGAUAUUAAAAAUAUCCCUAGGGAGCCGUAUUAAAUUAUCAACUUAAAUAUUUGCUAAUGUUUCCUGUUCGGGUGAAAACAAGAUUUACAGAUAUGGAAUGUUAAUCAUGGCUUUUUUUAAGAAGAAUUCAAAAAUAGAUCAGACAUAUUGCGUUAUCAGUACUCAUCGCAAAUUUAAUGACGGAGUAUACAUAAUGUGGUUAUACAUUGGAAUAUUGGGGGGGGGGGGGGGGGCAGUAAGCGCAUCGCCGCAUCACGGGGCAGCAGAUUGAAUGUUCACACUGACACUUCCAAAUACAAAGCUACAUGUAGUAUAUAUCAUAAAACGAAUAAACACUAUUUUCUCACACUGAGAAAUUGCAAUUUGACCACCAUCUGCCUGCACGAUAUACCUUAGUAAAAACCUACCUAUUUCCAUAAUAGUGCCACAUUUGCAAGUUACAAUUAGGUAUUUUAUCGUUUAAUAUUUCCCAUCAUGCAGUUACCAAACUAUAAUUUUUCGCUAUAAAUAAUUUCUCUAAAUGUUUUCAAUUAUUUUGUAGACUGAAAUAGCGAAACGUCUGAAUGCAAUCUGUGCCCAAAUCAUACCAUUUUUAUCGCAAGAGGUGAGUGACUUAACUUUCUAGUCUUUAUUUGGUGUACCUCAAGGUUUACACGUGGGCCCUAUUUGGGUAAAGAUGCUUUGUUCCAGUCCUAAGUUUCUAUUUUUUUACUUCUAGCAUCAACAACAAGUUGCUGCCGCUGUGGAACGAGCAAAACAAGUCACAAUGACUGAAUUAAAUGCCAUUAUAGGAGUAAGUAUCCGAAAUAAUUUUGGAUGUUUAACUGUUUUUGGUAUGAAUCAACACGUUCAUAUACUCGUUUAGUUAGAGACAAAGUUUAGUCUAGAUUCAUUUUGGGUAGAGUGUUUAUAUAUGACCGUUAUUGGCAUCAAUAAACACGUUUAUAUACUUAGUUGUUCUUCCUAUAGCGGUACAAUGAAGGCCUUCCAUUAAAACUGGAUAGCUGUAGCAAUUUUGAAAGGUUUGGUGUAAAUGCCUUCCCUUGUACGAGCAACAUCUAAUUUUAUUUUUGUAUUUUUUUAUGUUCCAGCAACAACAACUACAUCAACAAGGUCUGCCUCACAUUCAUGCGCCACCAAUCUCACUUCCUCAUGGAGGACACCCGCCACACCUGCCCCCCGGUAUGGCCGGUGUGAUUGAACUAUCUGGCAUAUCCGGCAUCAUGCCUUCACACAACAUGUCUCUUGUACCAGGAAUCAAGGAUGAAAAAGGUCAGUCGCUUAUACAGGUCGCAUGAUGACACAAAACGGUGCUUUGCUUACACAGGGUGGCAUUUCAUUAUGGUGUGGGUGAAUAUCAAGAUUCUCAAGGCAUCUCGCUCAAUAGAACUAACAGUUCAAGGGAAAUACUUUUCCAUAUGUUCUUAACUUCUUUUUUUUAUUUCUUACAUAUUUGUUCCUGCUUGUUGUUGAUUAUGACCAUCAGAUCAUCCGGUAAGUUGUUUGUAAGAGUAUGGUUGAAAACGUCCAUCCAACCGUUAUUUGAGGUUUGUUAGUUAAAGGGAAGCAGGUGUUAAACAUGUUUUUCCUCGUAUAUUACAGCAUUCAAUCUCGCCUCUCGGCUCAUCUUCAAGGGCAGAAAAAUUUCGACCAUCUGAUCAUUCGUCGCAUGACAGUGAUGACGGGAAAGGUAAAAUACGAGACAAUUCUACUGCACUCAACUAACUUUAUUUGUACGGGAUAAUUCUUUUAACUAAAAAUCCUUUCUUCAGGAUCGUCGUCAAACACGAAACGAGCACGUGUCCAUAAAGAUUCCGACAGAGUAAGUUUUUUGAGAGAAGUGGUGUAAAUAUUCCUGCAUAUUAUCAUUACGAUCUGACUAUGAUUAUUUGUUUACUUCAGGAAAGUGAUGGAGACAAGAGCGAUGCUGAGUUGGUCGUAGACGAGGUACUUAAGCGUUUUGUCUAGCUUUGAUAAUAAAGACUUGAUGAAGCACUCAGUCACAGAAUAAAGUUAAGCAGAUGUAAGCAGAAUAAAUACUAUACCUAUGUCUUUCUUGUACUAUGUAGGAUGCGUCAUCACCACCCGGGAUACAAAAUGGCGACCGUGAUUCACCGAUACACGAGAAGAAACCGAAAAAAGAUGGCGGUAGUCCACACAGUGUCUCAUCAAACUCGUCAACUCCUUCCUCGAAACAUAAAGUACGUUGUACAGAACUUAAGACAUUUGUAUAAUUGAUAAUUGUUGUGGACAUAAACUAUUCAGUUCUUAAGCCCGGGUUAAAUGAGGAUGAGAAUUGAUGACAGUUGGAACUCUCGUUGACUCUCAGCACUCUCGUCAAUUCUCAUUGACUUUGAACUGAUUCAAAUUUUGAUGAGUUUUCUCUAUCGCGCGGUAAUAUCCAGUCAACUCUCAUCAACUCUCAUGCAACUCUUGUUUUCGUUUGACCGACACGAGAGUUGAGAAAACUCUCAUGCAAACUCUCGCUUCUCAACUCUCAUGCAAACUCUCAUCAACUUUCGUACUCUUGAAGCUAUAUGCUAUGAUCUUCGUUUUCAGUUAAAUGACAAGAAGCCCACGUCACAGUCUGGGUCCUCUGGUUCUUCGUCAAGUCCAGGUCGUGGUGUGGCGCCGUCGUCAGUAAGAAGUACGUCAGGUCCUUACCCCAUGAUGAGUCACGGCAGCAAGUAAGUAAAGUAGAAAAAUUUUGGUCAAACGUCUAGAGCUAGUAAACAGUAUAGUGUGGAGUAAUUAAAACAUCCUUUCUUUUAGCGAUAUUGGUGGAAGCUCGUACCCUCCUAUGUUACAACAAUCAAUGUCGCCAGGUAAGGUUUAUUAUAUUGAACAUUUUCACGUCACUGACCAUCACUGUCACUAUGACUAUGACCAUCGCUAUGAUCAUCACCAUCUUCAUCAUCACCACCAUCACUACUACUGUGAUGAUCAUCGUCGUCAUCACCACCACCAUCACCACAUUCUGUCCUAUUUUUAAAGAAAGUUUGUUUGUAUUUACCACAAACUCUCGUCGGAGUAGGACUAAAACAAUGUCUCCCAGUGUUUGUUCAUUCAGAUUAAAUUACUUUAUUUACUCUGGCUCACUGUGAGACAACAUUUGUUUGUUAUCAAAAUAUAUCAUAAACAUUUGUUGACUGGUUCGUUUUGUUGGCUCAAUAGCUCAAAUGGCUCAAAAUGCUCAUUGUUAUUUUUAAUUUGCUUUUAGGCAUCUCAUACAGACCAGGAAUGGUAAGUCCUUACACUAAAUGUUAUGUACUAUUUAAAACACGAACAGGAGUGCUUUAUCAGAUAUAAAACACGAGAGCGCAGCUCGAGUGGUUUAUAUCUGUAUAAAGCACGAACUGCGAGUGUUUUAAAUGGCUUAAAAAACCACACAUCUAAUGAGUUCACUGGCGAAGUAAUUUUAAAACUAAACGUUGUCUAAGUUGAGAAAAUAAAAGCUAAAUUUCAUGUAAUUGAACAUGAUUUUUUAUCACAUAUAAAACCAGCGACAUGUCUUUUCCCCAUCAAUUAUUAAUGAGUUUUAAAAAUUAUUUUAGAUUGCAUCCCCAAUGGAUAGCUCAAGUCGAAUGACACAUUCUCCGGGCAUGCCCAGCAUCGCGAAUGGAAAACCUACAUACUCGUAUAUUGUCAGCGAUGGUCAGACACAGCCCGUACCAUUCCCCCCGGACGCGCUCAUGGGUUCGAACAUACCACGUCAUGCGAGACAAGUGAAUACAUUAAACCAUGGCGAGGUUGUCUGUGCUGUGACGAUCAGUCAUCCCACACGUCAUGUUUAUACAGGAGGCAAGGUGGGUGUCGUUACUAUGGAGUACCGCACGUCCAGUUGUCGUGUGUUUGGUUUUAGGGACCGGUCAUAAAGUAACUGCUAGGGUGGACUGGAGUGAUUUGGGAUGGGCCAUGGAAAAUCUUUGGGCCGUUGGGAUGGGUCGUCAAUUUUUUUGUAUGUCCACGGUUGGGUCACCAAACAAAAACCCAUGUCGACUUCAAAAAAUAAGGAUAUUAAUAAUAAAAGUAAACAAAACUAUCCAAAUUAUCAAAUGCAAAUGAUGCUAUUGAAGCCAGUACUUUGUCAGUUUAUACAAGAACAAGAAGUGAUCGAAUCACAGCAAAUACAACCAACUGGAGAGCAGCUCAGUAUCGUAAUUGGUGUUGAUUGUGUGUUGGUCAGUCAAGCUUGGUGGAAUUAUGUAUGUCAAUGCAGUGCCGGUGUAUAUUUACAAUGUUCAUACCUGCACGUGUAUUUUCCCAAUUUAAAUUGGGUUGGGGUGGGUCAUGAAAUAAAUUUGGUAAGAUUAGAUGGGCUUUGAAAUUUUUAUGUACAUCCUAAGAUGGGUCACCAAACUUAUUGGCAAAAUUUGUGAUAUACCUCCAGCCCACUCUAGCAGUUACUUUAUGACCAGUCCCUUAUAACGUACCAAGGGUGGAUUUUCAUAUCUUUAAAGGAGGGGUUGGAAAAUUUCUAGUGGGGUGCAAGCAGCACCACUGAGGGAGCUUCGGCAGGGGUUAGGCGUUAGGGUUAAAGACUUUCAUAUAAAAAUAGGAGGGGUGAAGCGAAAUUUUGGUGAGGUUGAACACUUUAUAAGAGGGGUUAGAGAGAUUCUAGGGGGGAUUUAAUCCCUCCUAACCCCAGUAAAUCCGCCCAUGUAACGUAUUAAUGUUAAAUUUCUCUAUGUAGGGUUGUGUAAAAGUGUGGGAUAUCGAACAAGUAUCAGGAAAAACGCCUAUUUCAACUUUAGAGUGUUUGGUAGGUUUAAAAUAAUAAAAUAUUCGGAAGUCGUAAAGCAUGAGCCGCCAUGUUGUAUAAGAUAUAGACCAGUGGCUGGGUAUUUUGUACGAUACGAUUGCGAAUGCUGUAUAUAGCUUGUGAUUCGUCUUCAAUAAUCUUAAAGACACGAAUGAUCUUUGGUGAGAAAAAUUGACUUAAAGUUUACGUAAAUCACCACGAUACAAGCUCCUUGACGGUCAUGAUUUCCUGUGUGUUUUCUUUAUGAAUUAUUCGUGAAUAGACCUUAUGCAUAAUGACGUCACAAGGCUUGAUGCCCGCGAGGAAUGCUGGUCUUAGUAGUCAUCGCCCGGGAAAAUUUCGAUAGUGGCCAUUUUGAAUUGUUUAAUUUUCCCGGGCAAUGACUACCAAGACCAGCAUUCCUCGCGAGUAUCAAGCCUUGUGACGUCAUUAUGCGUAAGUCUAUUGUACAAUAGACACCUUAAGGCCAAUUGUUAGCUGAGCUGUCAAAAACCUGUAGAACUUGCUUUCAAAUGCAAUUUGAAGUUUGCUAUUGUAACGUAGACGUAAUGUAUAAAUAAUAAAAUCGUUCAUUUCUGUAGAGAGAGAACUACAUCAGGUCUUGCAAGUUGCUGCCAGAUGGAAGAACAUUAAUAGUGGGUGGCGAAGCAAGUACAUUAACAAUAUGGGAUCUCGCGUCAUCUACACCUCGAAUUAAAAAUGAACUUACGUCUAAUGCGCCAGCAUGUUAUGCGUUGGCCAUUAGUCCGGACUCUAAAGUAUGCUUUAGUUGCUGCAGUGAUGGAAAUAUUGCCGUGUGGGACUUGCAUAAUCAGUCUUUAGUACGGCAAUUUCAAGGACACACUGAUGGCGCCAGUUGUAUUGAUAUUUCUCCCGAUGGAACAAAGUUAUGGACAGGUAGGGGGGGAGUAAAUAUUAUUAUAACAGAAACAAUAUUUCCAUAACUACCAUCAUCACCACCAACCAUCAUCAUGAGCCCAUCACCACUACCAUCAUCACCACUACCAUCACCAUCAUUACCAUCACCACAUGACUACCAUCAUGAAUUCAUAACCAUCAUCACCACCAUCAUCAUAAUCAUUGCCACCAUCACCAUCAUUACCAAUACCAUCAUCACCGCUACCAUCAUCACCAUUACCAUCACCACAUCAUAACCACCAUGAAUUCAUCAUCAUCACCACCAUCAUCAUUACCACCACCACCAUCAUUACCAAUACCAUCAUGGACUAAUAUUUCUGUCACUACUUCAGGAGGAUUAGAUAACACUGUUCGUUCUUGGGAUCUACGGGAAGGCAGACAGUUACAGCAACACGACUUUAGUUCACAAAUAUUUUCACUUGGAUAUUGUCCAUCUGGAGACUGGUUAGCUGUGGGGUGAGUAUACCACGUGAAUUCUCAAGAUCGCUUUAGGGUAGCUCACAUUCAAGAACAUGUACUACCUCUGCAUGAUCUAACCAUGCUUAACUCAGCAGUGAGUUAUGUACAACAUGAGAUCACUUUAAGGUAGCUCACAUUCAAGAACAUGUACCACCUCUGCAUGAUGCAACCAUGCUUAACUCAGCAGUGAGUUCUGUACAACAUCAGAUCACUUUAGGGUAUCUCACAUUCAAAAACAUGUACUACCUCUAUAUGAUCUAACCAUGCUUAACUCAGCAGUGAGUUCUGUACAACAUCAGAUCACUUUAGGGUAGCUCACAUUCAAGAACAUGUACUACCUCUGCAUGAUCUAACCAUGCUUAACUCCGUCAUAAUGUUUUUCACUCUAGUAUGGAGAACAGUUACGUUGAAGUUUUGCAUCAGACCAAACCGAGCAAAUACCAACUACACCUUCACGAGAGUUGUGUUUUAGCUCUGAAGUUUGCGUCGUCAGGAAAGUGGUUCAUCAGUACAGGGAAAGAUAAUUUACUAAACGCGUGGAGAACGCCUUAUGGCGCGAGCAUAUUCCAGGUAUGGCCUUUGAAAAUGUUUAUCAAGCCUUUGAAGUAAUAUAUCUUAAUCGAAAACAAGUUUGUUUUAAUGAUUUCAAACACUGAGAAAUGUCCAAGUUUUCAGCAUACUUUGAGAAUAAAUUAAACAGCCUUCGAGUUUACGAAAUGUGACUUGAAAAAUUACCAUGAAGUGCAGCAAUAUAGUUUUGUUUUUGAAUUUGUUUAGAGCAAAGAGUCGUCGUCAGUUUUGAGCUGUGACAUCUCGACGGACGAUAAAUACAUUGUCACAGGGUCAGGCGACAAAAAGGCAACGUUAUAUGAGGUCAUGUAUUAGGGUGGUUCAUGGUUGAUAAAUGGCUACCAUGACUUAAAUCAGCUGAUUAAUAUCCUGGUAUGCGUGAGUACGAGUUACUACGAAUAUGCCACGAUGCAGGAGCGAAGAUGGUACGAUGAUGCAGCGAAGAAGCCCAAUGGUGCUGAGAAAAUCAAAUUGAAAAGAUCAUUUACAUUGUUCUCCAUUGUACAGACUCCAAAGCCACAACGUUAA